UGUUGAUUAAUAAUUUUGAAUGGAAGUAUUGUUCGAUUUUGAUUAGUAAUCCUUAUAAGAAAUACAAAAUUGGAGAAAUGCUGAAAUGGUGGACUGCAGCAGCAACUGCCAGCGCUAGUGCAGGUUUAGUUGCAGCUCUUGUGUAUCGAUUGCGAAAAAGGAAUCGCAAAGUAAGAACUAUGCGAGUGAAUCCUUAUUUGGCGGAACGGAGCACCAAGGGAAGAUUUGUCACCGCUUUCGACGACAUGACAUCAUAUUCACCAGUUUUCAAGGAGAAUUUCCAUAUGGAUAUAACCAAUUUCGAAUAUAUUCUGAAGAAGAUUUAUUUCCGCCUUCAACCAAAACGAAACACACGACCGUAUGAUGGAAUUGGCCCAAAAGAAAAAUUGGCAAUUGCCCUAGAAUACCUUGCCUCAGGGUCGUUUGAGCGCCAUGUAGCAUCAUCAUACAGAGUAAGUAAAUCAUCAGUAAGAUCGAUUACUAUCAGUGUAUGCGAAGCUAUUCGUUACGAAAUGGGUACUGAAAAUCUUCCAUGCAAUGAUAACGUCAAAUGGAUUGAUACUGCAAACCGAUUCCAUGAAAAGUGGAACUUUCCGAAUUGCCUAGGUGCCAUUGAUGGCAAACAUGUGGCCAUUAGGUGCCCCCCAAUGCAGGAAGGCUGUUUUUCAACUACAAGGUAAGGAGUUGAGCAGUAACAUCCCGAGUAAUUUUAAUAU
Wyeomyia smithii (pitcher-plant mosquito) is the source of this 716-nucleotide messenger RNA. RefSeq lists its product as uncharacterized. The coding region runs from base 78 to 680 and encodes 200 amino acids. Lineage: Eukaryota; Metazoa; Arthropoda; Insecta; Diptera; Culicidae. The transcript has 3 exons. The record is from RefSeq and is a predicted model, not a curated record.